AGUCUGGGGCCAGAGCCUUCCCUUGUUCUGAUGACCUCUGGGAGCCUCAGAGGAAGCCAUUGCACUGUAUUAAAGUCUUCUGGGAUGAAACAUGAGGCGCUGGGAGAGGGCACAGUGAGCAAAGUGCUUGCCAUUCAAGCAUAAGGACAUGAGUUCCAGCCCCAGAGUCUGAGUACGAAGGUAUCUGGGGCCAGGAUGAUGAACCAUACCACCAGCUACCAAUAUGAUUAUGAAUAUGAUUACGAUCUUUACCAUGACCUUCCGGAUGUUCCCGUAGACUGCCCAGAUGGUGAUUGCUUAUCUAGUGAUGUCUACCUUAUAGCCUUGGUUCUUCUGUAUGCAGCCAUCUUCCUGGUGGGUGUACCAGGCAACAUCUUGGUGGCUUGGGUGACCUGGAAAGAAUCCUGCCGCAGGCUUGGGGCCUCUUGGUUCCUGCACCUGGCUGUGGCUGACUUGCUUUGCUGUGUGUCUCUGCCCUUCCUGGCUGUGCCCAUCGCCCAAAAGGGUCACUGGCCAUAUGGGGCAGCAGGCUGCUGGCUGUUGCCCUCGGUCACCGUCCUGUCUAUGUACGCCAGUGUGCUGCUCUUGACUGCCCUCAGCGCUGACCUCUUCCUACUGGCUUUCAGGCCCUCCUGGAAGACUGCUGAUCACCGGACACUCGGGGUGCGGGUGGCCCAGGUCUCUUCCUGGAUGCUGGCCCUGGUGCUAACGGUGCCCUCUGCUGUCUACCGUAGGCUGCAUCAGGAGCAUUUCCCUCCACGGCUUCUGUGUGGCAUAGACUAUGGGCGAUCUGUCGCUGCAGAGGCCACCAUCACCGCUGUUCGAUUUCUCUUUGGCUUCUUGGGGCCAUUGGUGUUCAUGGCCACUUGCCACGGCAUCCUCCAAUGGCAACUGACCCGACGUCACUGGCCACUGGGCACAGCUGUCGUGGUUGGCUUUUUCAUCUGCUGGACCCCUUACCACAUCCUGAAGGUCAUAAUUGCAGUGGCUGCGCCGUACUCCUUGCUCCUUGCCCGGGUCUUGGAGGCUGAGCCUCUGGUUUCAGGCCUGGCCCUUGCUCACAGUGCUCUCAAUCCCAUAAUGUUUUUGUAUUUUGGAAGGAAACAACUCCGCCAGUCACUCCAGGCUGCAUGCCACUGGGCCCUGAGGGAUCCACAGGAUGAGGAAAGUGCAGUGAGCAAGGUAUCCACCAGCCACGAGGUGAUGUCUGAGAUGGCCGUGUAGUCAAGAGGGAUUUGAAUUUCCUAGGCCACUUCACAAUCGUGCAGCUCCAGGCACAGCUGGAUCCAGGAGCUCCGCGACAGUUUUUGUUCUUCAUUCAAUAAACAUUCAUUGUGCACACUGGCUUGUGCCAAGCCCUGAUCUAAGGUGCUGGGUGUGGCAGUAGCCUGAACCAAUUCUUGCCCCCAGGAACCAGCACUUUGUAGAGGAAGACAGAUAGGAAGGAGCAUAAGGGCUGUGGAAUAUGUCAAGGGUGAGAUGUUUCAUAGACCCUAAGGAGGGCCCCAGCACCUACGCAAAAGUUGGGUAUGGCAGCACGCCUAUAAACCCAGCACUGAGGGAAUAGACGGUUCCUCGGGGAGGGGGAGGUCCUCUGCCCAGCCUGUCUAGGCCAACGAGAAGCUCCAGUGAGAGACCCGUCUCAAGAAUAGAGUGAAGCAGGCUUGGUGGUGAUACCUUUAAUGAUAACGUUUGGGGGCAGAGGCAGGUGGAUCUCUGUGAGUUUUAGGCUAUCCUGAUCUACAUAGUGAGUUCCAGGUGAGGAUAUCCAACCUUGACUGUAGGCUAACCCCCAUACACACGUGUGUGUGUGUACACAGGCACACACAAAGGUGGGGCAGCCUAGGUCAGUCAGGCUAGCACCUUGAGAAAAAGGUUAUGACUGAGCCAAAAUCUGAAUAAUGGAGAGAGGAUCCACGUUUAAAUCUGGGUAGCUAUUCCAAGCAGGCAGAGCAAGUGCAAAGGCCUUGUCCCUGGGUGCCUCCUCCAAGAAGCCCUCCCUGACUUGCUUCCUGCCCAGGGACAAGGGCUCCUCCUAUCUUACAAUCUCUUUAACACAAAUGCCCAGAUAAAUUAUAAAUUCCCCAAAGGUGAGAGCUGGACUUACUCCAUCUUUUAAACUGUUGUCUUAUGUUUAGUUGUUUACUAUGUGUCAGAAAGGGGUGGGGUAAUGUGGUUGGAGGAUGACUACCUCCAUCAUGCUGGUACUGAGGAUUGAACUCAGGUCGUCAGGCUUGGCUGCAAGCACCUUUACCUGCUGAGCCAUCUCGCCAACCCCAACCUCCUCAGUCUUAUCUCAUCCUAUGACUUAGAAAUUAUUGGAUUUUCUCUGUCUCAAUUCUAAUUUUUUCAACUAGUCUGUGGGCUCCUUGAUGCUGCCAGUGCCUUUUUGUGUUAGUUUGUUUUGGAGAUCUUUAAGCAAUUUAUUUAAAAAAUGUCAUAUAGAUAUAUAUUGUACAUUGAGCAGAUCCUCACCCUUACCCAAGGUUUGCAGGAUUUUAACACCUAUGGUAUACUGUGUCUACCAGCUCUCCUCCACA
Messenger RNA from Arvicola amphibius (Eurasian water vole), 2540 nucleotides. It is a transcript of the gene C5ar2, whose product is annotated as complement C5a receptor 2. The transcript has 2 exons. NCBI's taxonomy places the organism in Eukaryota, Metazoa, Chordata, Mammalia, Rodentia, Cricetidae. The record is from RefSeq and is a predicted model, not a curated record. Gene Ontology annotation, molecular function: G protein-coupled receptor activity; complement component C5a receptor activity. The coding region runs from base 196 to 1224 and encodes 342 amino acids. Gene Ontology annotation, biological process: inflammatory response; complement receptor mediated signaling pathway; phospholipase C-activating G protein-coupled receptor signaling pathway. Gene Ontology annotation, cellular component: plasma membrane.